Cydia fagiglandana is the source of this 464-nucleotide messenger RNA. RefSeq names its product succinate dehydrogenase assembly factor 4, mitochondrial-like. The transcript has 2 exons. Gene Ontology annotation, biological process: mitochondrial respiratory chain complex II assembly. Gene Ontology annotation, cellular component: mitochondrion. Bases 82 to 432 code for a protein of 116 amino acids. The record is from RefSeq and is a predicted model, not a curated record. NCBI's taxonomy places the organism in Eukaryota, Metazoa, Arthropoda, Insecta, Lepidoptera, Tortricidae.
UUUCGUGUUUCAAAAAAUAUUGAAACUUGUGAAAAUAUAGUGCUGAAAUCAAUAUAAUAUUUCUAUUUAUAUACACUCAAUAUGUUGCGUAGCACUACCAGUAUUUUUAAUAAAAUAUCACCGAGAGGCUGUGGUAUUUUAAUUUUCAAAAGCCAUUCUCAUACGACUAGCACUGAAGCUAGUAGUCAAGCUGAAGAGCCCAAUAAGACAGAAUCUAAACGGCUAGCUGAAUUUAGGAAAAAAUUGAGAGAAACUACUCCAAUAAAUGAUCUUGGUGAGCAACCCGAAUUUGCUGCUAAUGAAAAAGAAGAUCCACUUCCAGCUUGGCCAGACAAUACCAAUCCACAUACAGGGGAGGUUGGAGGACCAAAAGGCCCGGAACCAACCAGAUAUGGAGACUGGGAAAGGAAAGGUCGGGUAACAGAUUUUUAAACAAUGUGAUCUGUGAUCUAGAUUAAUAAUUU